UUCUGACCCCUUUGUCUCGCUGGCCUCGACCCCCCAAGUCAGUUCUGCACUGGAGGGGUCGGGGGGUGCGUCCGGGGCCCGCGGCCCCGCCGGGGUCCCUCUGGCGGUCGGCGGUCGGUGAGCAACGGCCCGGGGCUCCGGGCGCAGAAAAUCAUGAAUGAAAUGGAAGCGGGGCUCCCUCUCCCCCGCCCUCCCGGGCCAGGAAAGCUCGGCGCGGGCGCGGCGCCGGCGGGGACUCCGAGGGGAGAAGACGCCGGAGCUCGGGGAGUGUGGGAGAGAAACACGCUGCUGAUGAAUUCCAAGGAGGGGCCCUGGACAUGUGCUGCAGUGAGAGGCUGCCGGGUCUGCCCCAGCCGGUAGUGAUGGAGGCGCCGGACCAGGCCAGGGGGCUCUCGGACGCCGACGACGACAGCACCGCCGCGCCCAGAGAGAUGCCACCGCCCCCAGCUCCUUCUCCGCCCUCAGAGCCUGCUCAGAAGACACCACCUCCAGGAGCUGCCGGGAGCCACUCCCUCCCGGCGAGAGGCAGCCUGUGCCUGCUGGCGGCUUCCCAACUCCUGCUCGCCGGCGGGGUGCUCUGGCUCAGCGGCUAUGGCCCCGUCUGGACGCAGAACGCCUCCGACCUCGCUUCCUCCUGGCUGGCACUGCUGAGACAGCUGGGACCCAUGGCCUGGCUGGGCGUGGGAUCCUGGGACGCCCCCCACCUGCUCCUGGCCUCCGUGACUGUGGUCCUCGUCUCCACCCUGGUGUGGCACCUGCUGCGGGGUCCUCCGGAGCCCCCCGCGCCCCUGCCCCCCGAGGACAGGCGGCCCUCCGUGAGCCGCCAGCCCUCCUUCACCUACUCGGAGUGGAUGGAGGAGAAGGUGGAGGACGACUUCCUGGACCUGGACCCCGUCCCCGAGACGCCAGUGUUCGACUGCGUGAUGGACAUCAAGCCUGAGGCCGACCCCGCGUCACUCACCGUCAAGGCCAUGGGUCUGCAGGAGAGGAGGGGCUCCAACGUCUCCCUGACCCUGGACAUGUGUACCCCCGGCUGCACGGAGGAGAGCUUCGGCUACCUCAUGUCCCCGCGGGAGGAGUCGGCACGCGAGUACCUGCUCAGCGCCUCGCGCGUGCUGCAGGCCGAGGAGCUCCACGAGAAGGCUCUGGACCCCUUCCUGCUGCAGGCAGAGUUCUUCGAAAUCCCCAUGAACUUCGUGGACCCCAAGGAAUACGACAUCCCUGGGCUGGUGCGGAAGAACCGGUACAAAACUAUCCUUCCCAACCCUCACAGCAGAGUCUGCCUGACGUCCCCAGACCCUGAAGACCCGCUGAGCUCCUACAUCAACGCCAACUACAUACGGGGCUACGGUGGGUCGGAGAAGGUGUACAUCGCCACACAGGGCCCCAUCGUCAGCACCGUGGCGGACUUCUGGCGCAUGGUGUGGCAGGAGCAGACGCCCAUCAUUGUGAUGAUCACCAACAUCGAGGAGAUGAACGAGAAGUGCACCGAAUACUGGCCCGAGGAGCAGGCGGCGUAUGACGAGGUGGAGGUCACGGUGCGCCAGGUCAUCCACACGGAGGACUACCGGCUGCGGCUCAUCUCCCUCCGGUGCGGGACGGAGGAGCGGGGCCUGAAGCACUACUGGUUCACGUCCUGGCCCGACCAGAAGACCCCCGACCGGGCGCCCCCACUCCUGCACCUGGUGCGGGAGGUGGAGGAAGCCGCCCAGCAGGAGGGUCCCCGCUGCGCCCCCAUCGUCGUCCACUGCAGCGCGGGCAUCGGCAGGACGGGCUGCUUCAUCGCCACCAGCAUCUGCUGCCAGCAGCUACGGCGGGAGGGCGUGGUGGACAUCCUGAGGACCACGUGCCAGCUCCGGCAGGACAGGGGCGGCAUGAUCCAGACCUGCGAGCAGUACCAGUUCGUGCACCACGUCAUGAGCCUCUACGAGAAGCAGCUGUCCCGCCCGGCCCCGGAGUGACCCCCAGCUCCUCCGGGCAUCCCCCACUCCUCCCCCACCUCUCUGCUUCCUUCCCUCCUGCGGGCGCCCUCCCUGCCCCCCACCACACACACACACACACACACACACACACACACACACACACACACACACACACACACACAGCUUUUCCUUCUGUACAUAUCGGGGAGGAGAGUGGGGGCCGGGGAGGAAUGGUCCAGGCCACGCGGGGGCGGGGGGGUGCCCAGGGCAGGCCCCCUACCACACACACCUGGGACCCCCGGUUUUUCACAAUGGUACCGGCACUACUUGAUCCAAACGUGUUCGUGCCGUGCUGCACCCCCGUGUCCUCCGCAGCCUGUUUUGUCCGUCCGUCCACCUCUGCCGUCUGAACCGGACACUGUGUCUCCUGCCGCGCCCCCACCCCCGCCUCCCAGUGGGCAGCGAGUGUUUUGCCCCCAGCUGUGGGUUCCAGGUGGGGAAGGGGGCGGGAGAGCCUUAGUGCCCACUUUUAGGGAGUUCCAGGGCGGUGGGCAGUGAUCUCUGGAGGGCGCAGCAGGCAGGGGGUGACCCUGUGGGGCUGUGGAGAGCGGGAGCAGAGGGUCUUGGUGAGUCCAGGGGGCACCCGGGCUGGGUCUGUGUGAAACCUGUUCCCGUCACUGCGCGGACCCUCCCCCUCCCGCCUCGCUGCGUGCCUGUCGCUCUGCGUGUCCUGUGCCCACGCGUGUGCUGGGCGCCCUCGGCAAGGCCUGCAUGCCUCUCGGCCACCUGUGUUCUCUUGGAGCCACGUGUUUUUAUUGCUGACUUUAAAUAUUUAUUCCACGGCAAACUGACAUUGGGUGUCUUUUUUAUAAUUUGCUCGUGGUCACUGAAUAGAGCAAUAAACAGAGCAUUUUGAGCAAAA
Messenger RNA from Sorex araneus (European shrew), 2844 nucleotides. It is a transcript of the gene PTPN5, whose product is annotated as protein tyrosine phosphatase non-receptor type 5. The transcript is spliced from 14 exons. NCBI's taxonomy places the organism in Eukaryota, Metazoa, Chordata, Mammalia, Eulipotyphla, Soricidae. The record is from RefSeq and is a predicted model, not a curated record. Gene Ontology annotation, biological process: protein dephosphorylation. Bases 318 to 1961 code for a protein of 547 amino acids. Gene Ontology annotation, molecular function: protein tyrosine phosphatase activity.